AUGGUUAGACCAUUCCAAUUUAAAAUUUCACAAUUCACUUCGAAUUAGUUAUCAAUCUAGAAAUAGUAACAAUUUUUAUUAUUGAUAAGCAAAACAAUAGAGGUAUCAUGAAGAGUAUAUAAUUGAAAGAGAGAAAACUCAUUUUAUUUUUCAAUAUAUAAUCCAAUCAUCUAAGAGAAGUUUUUGAUAAAUCCAAAAUGAACUCCUAAUUGACAUGCUUAUACUGCUUUAUUUUUUUCAAUAAAAUUACAUUUUUUAUGUAGGAUAGAAUAAUCCAGCAUGCUUUUUUAAAAGAAGUCACACCUAUCAAAAUCUGCCCAAAAACAUAUUUAAAUAAUAGAAAAUGA
Paramecium sonneborni is the source of this 347-nucleotide messenger RNA. The record is from the annotation of a GenBank genome assembly. Lineage: Eukaryota; Ciliophora; Oligohymenophorea; Peniculida; Parameciidae.